AUGAAUGAUCAAACUGCGCUUCAUCUAGCUACCUUUAAUAACCAUCUUACGGUAGUACAAAUAUUGCUAGCGAACGGAGCAGAUUUGGAAGCAAAAGACACGUACGGUAGAACAGCAUUACAUAUAGCUUCACGAACGGGUUACCAAACAAUAGUACAACUGUUACUAGAGAACGGAGCAGAUUUGGAAGCAAAAAACACGUCCGCUGGAACAGUAUUACAUGAAGCUUCACGAGCCGGUCACCUAACAAUAGUACAGCUAUUGCUGGAGAAUGGGGCUGAUGUUCAUGCUACAUGUAAUCAGGGCAGAACAGCGUUGUUCUACGUCGAGGAUGAUGCUGUAACGGAGCUGCUACUCAAGCAUGGAGCACAUAUCAAUUAGAAGGAUGAGAUUGGCAGAACGCCUCUGCACUUAGCGGCAAGGAGAGGAGCGCUUGGUAAUGGGUUCAAGAUCAUAAGUCUUCUGCUCGACCAGGGGGCCGAUCUUCACGCCAUAGAUAGCAUCGGAAGGACAGCUGGAUAUUACACUGAUGAUGAGGCAUCUAUGAAGUUGAUGGUAAGCCGGGGGUUACGUAUUGAACACGUCGAUGAAUGUGGAAACACUGUCCUACACUGUCUUUCGAGUCGACUAGACACAGAAUCUAUUGGUGUGAUAAGAUUCUUACUCGAGGAGGGGACAGAUAUCCAUGCCAGAAAUACCGAGGGUAGAACAGCUCUAUACUACGCCGAUACUGGGGUUGCUUUACAGCUUUUGUUGAAGCGCGGAGCACAAGUCCAAGUUAGUGAUAACGCUGGAGAUACACCGCUUCAUGUUGCUGCCUCGAGGACUUGGUGGGGGUUCUCGGAGGAUAAAGAAAUUAUCGAGGUGACAAACCUUUUACUUGAGGCAGGAGCAAAUAUUUCCACCAGAAACGAUCUCAAACAGACAGCCUUGUAUAAUGUCAGAAAUAAGGCAAAAUUGCAGCUGUUGGUAAGACAUGGGGCCGAUGUCAAGGAUUGGAAACAUUACCGUGACGGACUUGUGAUUGAAGAGUUUCCUUUUGAUUUUUUGUGA
Molecule: messenger RNA, 1053 nt
Organism: Hymenoscyphus albidus
Lineage: Eukaryota; Fungi; Ascomycota; Leotiomycetes; Helotiales; Helotiaceae
Source: the annotation of a GenBank genome assembly